GCCAGACGUCCGCUCGCCGCGUCGAGCGCUCCCGCGGGGCCGCAAACUUCUCACGCGACACAAAACUUCUAGAAUACCUGUUCUACCAAGGACACAUAUUUUAAUUAAAUGAAAAAAUGGCCGCCGUGUUUUGGUGAUAACAAUCGUCCAACUAUUACUAAGAUUUUCAUGAACGUCUCAAGGAUAGCGUAAAAUCAGCACAUUAUGCAGCCUUGUUGGUCAAUAUACUUACUUGCCAUAUUCAUGUUAGGUCUAGAUUCCAAGCUAGCCGGUCAAGCGUUUCAACCAGAAUUCGCCGAGCCUAUAGCAAACUUGACAGUACCAAUUGGUAGAGACGCAACUUUUAGAUGUUUUGUCCAGAAUCUAGGCGGAUACAGGGUGGGCUGGGUGAAAGCUGAUACUAAAGCGAUCCAAGCAAUUCAUGUCCAUGUAAUUACCAAUAACCACAGAGUUGGGGUAUCUCAUAAUGGACAGACCGUAUGGAAUUUACACAUUAGAAACGUUCAGGAAGAGGACCGGGGACAGUACAUGUGUCAGAUCAAUACCGACCCGAUGAAAAGUCAGAUGGGCUAUCUUGACGUGGUGAUCCCACCAGACUUCAUAAUGGAGGAGACGUCAGGAGACGUGAUGGUGCCUGAAGGUGGCACAGCAAGGGUCGUCUGCAGGGCUCGUGGGAUGCCUGUGCCAAGAGUCAUGUGGCGGAGGGAAGACGGAGCUGAUAUCGUUAUCAGAAAUUCUAAUGGCGAUAAAAGUAAAGUUGCCAUGUAUGAAGAGGAAGUACUGACUCUCACGAAGAUAUCACGGUCAGACAUGGGCGCGUACCUCUGCAUCGCCAGUAACGGAGUUCCCCCUUCUAUAAGCAAGAGGAUCUUGAUUAAAGUUCAUUUCCACCCAGUGAUCCAAGUGCCGAACCAGCUGGUGGGAGCGCCGCUGGGCACCGACGUCACCCUCGAGUGCUAUGUCGAGUCCUCGCCCAAGUCCAUCAACUACUGGGUGAGAGAUUCCAAUGAGAUGGUGAUAUCAUCCAACAAGUACGAGGUGAUCAACACAAUGGUCAGCUCGUUCGAGAGCCGUAUGGUGCUGACUGUACGUAGGCUGACGGCCGCCGACGUCGGGGGCUACCGUUGCGUCGCUAAGAACUCGCUUGGAGAAGUCGACAGCGUCAUACGAUUGUAUGAAAUCCCAGGACCGACAGUCACCAACACAAGUCCUGCAAACAAAAUAGAAGAUUACAAAUACUCCACGCCGAUAGAGGGGCCUGACAACCAGUUUGGGUCCGCAGAGAGCUCUGACGACGAAGAUGAACGGGAAACCACCGACCUCCCAGACCGAACGCAGAACUUACCAACCACACGAGAAAACAUCUUCGACAGAAACAGAUCCAACAGUAUCAUAUCAACCAACUCUAUAGAUAAAGAAAAACUUACUAACAAAGUUCGAAAAAUAAUCAACAAAUUCGAAAUAGAUGAACGUGAGUUCUCAGAGAGCAGUAGUAACAAAUUGUAUUCCGAAAUAGAAUAUAGCCUAAUGAUAGUAGUUCUCGUCGUUGUACAUAGUUUAAUAGAAACGAACCUAACGUAGAUAGGUACUACAGAGGUUACAAUUGAGUUCUAUGAAGCGAAUGUUAUUUAAAACAUUAUUACCCGUAGGUGUUUUGGUCAAUUUCCUGAAUAUGCGAGCGUGUAUCGCGACCGUCAUCACAUUAUAAUAAUGCAGAACCUAGUGCUCGUAAAUGUAAUUAAUAGAGCAUGUGUAACGACCGGUAAAUUGAUAUUGAUGUGAGAGUUCCGAUGACGUGGAUAACCUAAAAUCGUACCGACACACGACCCGCAUACCCCACCUUCUGUUUACUUUGUUCACUUUAUAACGCUUUAACCAAAUAGAUUUCGUUGCAAACAAAUCUAUACGUAUGUUCGCAACUCACCAUCAUCAUCCCAUACCUAUAAAGUUUAUCACAGGAACCGUUUACCUAAACUGAACAUCAGGUCCAGUUCUUACAGAAGCGACUGUCUAUUGGACCUUCUAACCUUUCAUACCUCCGAAAACACAUUUUCUCGGGUUUGUGCAUUUCAUUUCGAUGUUUACGCGUAAACAACCCGUUUAAAUCUGUAUAAGUACUUAGUAUUCCAAAAAAUAUUUUUAGCAAACUUAAGUCCCGUUUUUACGACAGACAAAUCAUGUCGAUCUUUCGCUGAAAAUGUGUGUUGAAACUCCAUUAAACCUGUUCAAUUAUGUGUGAACUACUCGCAAGUGCAUUCGCAUGUUAUAUCUGAUAUUUCAUGCCGAACGGCAGUAAUUAUUACUAUCUAUAUAGUUUCUGUUUCUCUUACAAUUACUGAUUCAAUGUAUGAUAUUCAAUUCCAUAGAAUAAUUUGUGAUGUUGUAUAUGAGAACUAUUUAUAACUAUAGGAAUAUUAGCGAACUGUAAAUAUUAAUUAUUAUUAUGAUAGUUAUUUUGUUAUCUUAUACGCCAACUUUGUUUAAUAGGAAUACCUUCUACAACAAUAAUUAUAUUAUCUACUUGA
Messenger RNA from Pectinophora gossypiella (pink bollworm), 2525 nucleotides. Its product is annotated as lachesin-like. The transcript is spliced from 9 exons. The coding region runs from base 205 to 1581 and encodes 458 amino acids. The record is from RefSeq and is a predicted model, not a curated record. NCBI's taxonomy places the organism in Eukaryota, Metazoa, Arthropoda, Insecta, Lepidoptera, Gelechiidae. Gene Ontology annotation, cellular component: neuron projection.